This is a messenger RNA of Tricharina praecox, 1277 nucleotides long. RefSeq lists its product as uncharacterized. Bases 151 to 1017 code for a protein of 288 amino acids. The record is from RefSeq and is a predicted model, not a curated record. The transcript has 3 exons. NCBI's taxonomy places the organism in Eukaryota, Fungi, Ascomycota, Pezizomycetes, Pezizales, Pyronemataceae.
CUCGACGACGCGGCGAAAGCGCGCAGGGCGCAGGAAGACGAGAUCUACGCGGACGAGCUCGCGAUCCAGCAGCUCGAGGCGGAGAUCGCAAAGCUGGAGGCUGCGCAAGCCCAGGAGCGGGGAAAAGCAAAAUCAAACGAUCAAGACUCAAUGAUCACCCGCCUCCUCGCCGCCAACGACGCCUCAUUCGCCUCGCUCCCACCCACGCCCACCUUCGACUUCGACGCGGCCGUCGCAGACGCGGCGAUCCCGUCCGCGCUGCCCCUGCCCGUCUCCAACCCGCUCCCCCAACUACGCGCCUUCUCCGCGCUAACCUUCACCAAAUCCUUGGUCACGCCGCUCCCGCCCGGCUUGAACCGGCAGCACCAGAUCGUGGGGUACGCAGGCGCGCCCAUCGCGGCGCUGACGUUCCAAGUCUCGCUCGUGGUGUCCGCGCACGAAGAGACGGUCGAGGAGCUGUACUGCUCCGUUAGUCAGUGGGCGCGUGGCGAACUCACGCCCGUCAUCAAGGAGUGCGCGGGCGCGCGUGAUCCAAAGGUCCUGCUGUGGGCGAUCAGCACGUACCAGCCGCUGGCGCUCAAGCGCGCGAAGGUGUGGGCGCGGCUGUGUUGGCGGUACCCGGGACUGCUGCCGCAGUACGCUCCCGGGAGCAAGAGGAUCAGCAAAAAGGCAAAGGCAAAGGCGAAGGCACAUAAACCCUCGCCCCGAGAGAUCAAUGCCCUGCUCGGUGAGCGGGUGCUAUGCUUUCGCCCCAGAAGUGCGGGGAAGGGGGACAAGGGGAAGAGAUCGCUGGAGUUCGUGGUGCGGUGGAGUAUAGGCGUCGAUGAGGUCGGCGAGGCCGUAAGCACUGUUGAUGGCGAUGCAAGGGUGCCGGGCGUUUGGACACAAAUCGACGCGGACGGAAACCUGGCCAGGGUAGCGCCGCUGUUCAAGGACCUUGUCGCCGAACGAGGCGUCUUCGAGGCUGUCAAGUGUAUGGUCGGAUUACUGUUUCCGCACGAGGAGCCGCGGGAGUGACACCGCAGUAGUAGGAGUCAUCUCAUAUGUUUGCAAUUUGCAUGGGUUGGUUGCUUGGUUGGGCAGGCGUUUUGGGGUGUUUUUGUAAAUUAUUCUUUGAGCUCUUUGAGGCUGGAGCUCGUCAAUUUCAACUGAGAUACCAGGUGGGUGGGUGGGAUGAAUAGGUGAAUAGAGGAACUGUUUGUAACUUGUUGCACCGGUGGACGCGGAACUGGGAUGGAUUCGUGAGGCGGAUUGACAACGGGACUUCAUGAGAUGGC